This is a messenger RNA of Rhodamnia argentea, 1225 nucleotides long. Its product is annotated as 40S ribosomal protein SA-like. Gene Ontology annotation, cellular component: cytosolic small ribosomal subunit; 90S preribosome; ribosome. Gene Ontology annotation, molecular function: structural constituent of ribosome. Gene Ontology annotation, biological process: ribosomal small subunit assembly; cytoplasmic translation. The record is from RefSeq and is a predicted model, not a curated record. The transcript has 5 exons. NCBI's taxonomy places the organism in Eukaryota, Viridiplantae, Streptophyta, Magnoliopsida, Myrtales, Myrtaceae. Bases 105 to 1028 code for a protein of 307 amino acids.
ACCUCUCUAUUCUCAUCUCCUCUGCUCAGUCGUCAGAAGCGUUCGCAGCCAACUCCUCCCCGUGCUUCCCUCCGGCGACAGAGGCAGAACGCGAAGCGAAAGGCAUGGCGACGGGAACGACCACCGCCGCAGCGACGGCGAGGCAGCUGUCGCAGAAGGAGGCCGACAUUCAGAUGAUGUUGGCCGCCGAGGUCCACCUCGGCACCAAGAACUGCGACUUCCAGAUGGAGCGUUACGUCUUCAAACGCCGCAACGACGGUAUUUACAUUAUUAACCUCGGAAAAACAUGGGAGAAACUCCAGUUGGCAGCUAGGGUUAUUGUUGCUAUUGAGAACCCUCAGGACAUCAUUGUUCAGUCUGCUAGACCCUAUGGCCAGAGAGCUGUUCUCAAGUUUGCCCAGUACACCAAUACUCACGCCAUUGCUGGAAGGCACACUCCAGGUACAUUCACUAACCAGCUCCAAACAUCUUUCAGCGAGCCGCGUCUUCUCAUCCUCACGGAUCCAAGAACCGACCACCAGCCGAUUAAAGAAUCUGCUCUCGGGAACAUUCCGACAAUCGCUUUCUGUGACACCGACUCUCCAAUGCGGUAUGUUGAUAUUGGGAUCCCGGCGAAUAACAAGGGGAAGCACAGCAUUGGGUGUCUGUUCUGGCUGUUGGCAAGGAUGGUUUUGCAGAUGCGUGGCACCAUCGCACCUGGCCAUAAGUGGGAUGUGAUGGUCGAUCUGUUCUUCUACAGAGAACCUGAGGAAGCGAAGCAACAGGAGGAGGAUGAAGGAAUUGUUGCAGGUGAUUAUGGGAUCACUGAUUACGCUGCUGGACAAGCUAUACCUGACCAAUGGACUUCUCAAAUCCCCGAUUCUCAGUGGGCUAGUGAAGCAGCUGCCCCACCCAUGCCUGCAGUCCAACCAAGUGGAUGGGAAUCAGCGCCUGCGGCACCUACGGCGGCUGACGGGUGGGAAAUUGCGGCUGCGCCACCACCACCCAGCGCGGCAGUUGUUCCAUCAAAUGAUGCUGGUUGGGAGUGAAAAUUUUGGCUGUCUGCAGGCAACAUCUUCAGUUCUUUUAUCUUUCGGGUUUGGGACUUGUUGGGGCAUAGUUCUAUAGAUGAGUUCUGUUUAGAGAGAUUUUGCCAUAAGUUUUUGUUAUCCCAUCAAGUGAUGCUGUAUUUGGUUCAACUGGUUUCUUAUCUAUGAUAGUUAUUUUUGCAUCGUUUUUACCUUGC